Doryrhamphus excisus (bluestripe pipefish) is the source of this 1849-nucleotide messenger RNA. It is a transcript of the gene wbp2nl, whose product is annotated as WBP2 N-terminal like. Gene Ontology annotation, cellular component: nucleus. The record is from RefSeq and is a predicted model, not a curated record. Gene Ontology annotation, biological process: positive regulation of DNA-templated transcription. NCBI's taxonomy places the organism in Eukaryota, Metazoa, Chordata, Actinopteri, Syngnathiformes, Syngnathidae. Gene Ontology annotation, molecular function: chromatin DNA binding; transcription coactivator activity.
GCAGCCCAGCUGCUGCCGUGACGUCACGCUUGUGACGCCCCGGAGCGUUCCUGUCAGUUGCGCACGAGCAGAGCCCAACGCAGGACGCUUCCGGAGCCAUGGCGUUUAACAGAAAUCACUCUCACAACGGCGGGGUUCUGAUUAACAACGGAGAAAGUAUUUUAAGGGAAUGUAAGAACGUGGAGCUGUCAUUCAGUGAUGUCACCUGUAAGACGGACCUACUGAAGGGGACCAAGAAGGGCACCGUGUACCUGACGGCAUACAGGAUGGUGUUUGUGUCCAGUAGUACAAAGGAUUGCCUGGGUUCUGCCAUGUUCCCCUAUUAUCUGAUGAAGGGCUGCAGCAUUGAGCAGCCGGUCUUUGCUGCCAACUACAUUAAAGGGACGGUGUCAGCCGAGCCGGGCGGUGGCUGGGAGGGUCAGGCACACUUCAAGUUGUCGUUCCUGAACGGAGGAGCCAUCGAGCUGGGCCAGCAUCUCUUCAAACUGGCAACCAACGCUUCGCGUGCGACGCCCACCCACAACGGCGCUUCUUCACAUCACGGCUACCCUUCACCCGGAAUGAUGAACGGCUACGCUCCGCCUGCUCCGCAAGGCUAUCCGUACGCGCCCCUCCCUCAGCAAAAUGGGUACUACCCGCCCCCUCCGCCCCCUGCCGCCGGCAACAUGGGCUACCCUUAUCCAACAGCCGCCACAGGAAUGUACCCGUUAGGAUAUGACUACAUGGCUCCCCCUCCCCCGUAUCCCGGACCUCCCCAAAACUGGGCUCCACCCCCUCAGAACUGGACAGCUCCAGCACCUCCAGGGCCGGGUAACGCCAAAGCAGCCGAGGCGGCAAACAGCGCGUACUACAAUCCCAGCAACCCGCACAACGUGUACAUGCCCACGGAGCGGCCUCCUCCGUACGCACCUUAUCCAAAUUCUCCCGACAAGAAAGACAACUAAGGCUCAAAACACCGUGACACUUCCCCUCUGAUCUUCUAAAGAUGGUUACCUGAUAGCAAAGUAUAAGUAUUAUAUAUGCCAUAUAUAAGGAUUUCUUACCAAGCAGUCAUAUUGCUUCAGAAAAUUUCCAUUUUAUGAAAUGGCGUCUUGCAACUACAUCCUGGAAGAAAAAAAAAAAACCCAAAAGUCCUCGGUGGCAUAAUUUGCUGGUCAGGGACGCUGUUUGGAACCGAAAGACGAGGGGGUGGGGAGGAAUGUAUUUUUUAUGGCAGAUAUUUAUCACUAAACACUUUAAUGAUUGAAGUUACAGUAGCUAUUAAUAACCCCGAAUAUGACCAAUGUAUUUUUGCAGUGUCAUUUCAAGAACUGUACUGUUUCCUAUACCGUUUCUGAGUGUGUGAGUGUGUGUGUGUGUAUGAAAACUAGAGUGGUUUGAAUUUUGGGAUUCCCAAUUCUUCUACUUUGGCGAUUUAAAGCAUUUAAAGCAACAUUUGUGUGACCGAGACGAUCCUGCUCUCAUCACAUUUUCCAUUGCAUCCAUUACAAUCGUCGUCACGUGUGCAAUAUUCCCAUUUCAUAUUGGUUGUAGUGGAACAGCAGGGACGAUCCCAGUGACCCCCGUGCUCUUAACCUUCUAUUGUAUUCAUGUAUGCAAAGGCAAGCUGAAACCAGAACACUCCUCUCCCUGUAAUUAGGCCAGUGUGCAGUUACCGGGCUUUGUCAUUUAGAAAACGGCCUCCUGUUAAAAAAAAGCUGAGCAUUUAUUUCCAAUUAGCACCUAUUUACACUUUUAGUUGGGAGUUAUCUUUUGCUUCCAUCGUCGAACGUCUGUGGAUUCAUAAUACUUGGAUGAAUUUUGUUUCUUUACUGAAAUCUAAUAAAUUUGACAUUUAUUGAAUAUAGUA